CGCACCAGUUCUUCUGGUCACUUGCGCUUUCGCUUCCAGACAGUACAGCUGUUGUUACUUUCGCCAUCCAUUUGAUGCCAAUACACUCUCUCUCUUUCGCUCCGUGGCUCGUCCCUCUCAACAGGUUAUAUGGGCCCAGAGCGCGUUGAUCGUCGGUAAUCGUUCAACCGGGUCUGCUGUCAUCUGCUAGCUGCGUCGAGUUGGAAAUGGGAGAAUCAAGCAAAUUCUCUGUGGCGAAGCUGAUUGACGGGAACUACCAAGUAUGGAAGUUUAAGUGUUUCGGUGGACCUUUUGUAAAGUGGUACAACAACUUUCGCAAUUUCCGUGAUGACACGCUCUUUGGCAAUGAGCCGUGCUUUGCCCUAACGCAAAUUGGACCAUACGACACAUGCACCAGAAGACUGACGGCCCAAGAGAACUCGUUGCAGAACGGUUCAUUAGUCACUUCAAUACUACCCGUGGAACUGGUCUCGACUGAAGGCUACCCAACGCCCAAUGCUUUUCACCUAUUCCCUGAUUGUCCAGGAAAGUCAGUAAUUGACCCCGUGGUGUACAUUGACUGCGCAAAGUGCGUUAUUGUGAGGACCCCCGAAGGCAAUGGGAACGGAUGCCGUUUCUACACCAUCAAUCCGUUCGUCGUAGACCCGUGCUGCGAGUUCGUCUACCACUUAGUAUGCGGGCCGGAGAAGUACCACUACUACGACCCUGAGCGGUGUCCUCGUUACUAGGAUGCCAUCUAAGAUUUGAGAACACGACACAUGGUGUCUCGCAGAAUAAAAGCUUUGUGUGUUCAUCCA
Ornithodoros turicata is the source of this 797-nucleotide messenger RNA. RefSeq lists its product as uncharacterized. Bases 207 to 728 code for a protein of 173 amino acids. The record is from RefSeq and is a predicted model, not a curated record. Gene Ontology annotation, molecular function: amine binding. Gene Ontology annotation, biological process: symbiont-mediated perturbation of host defenses. The transcript has 5 exons. NCBI's taxonomy places the organism in Eukaryota, Metazoa, Arthropoda, Arachnida, Ixodida, Argasidae.